AUGAAAUCAUAAUAUGAUUACUCUAAAAUUAAAUAUGAAUGUAUCGUAGUUCGUAAACAUUUCAUUAGUGAUGUGAAAUAUUACUGCUAUGUUCUAAAUGAUUACCUUUUGAUGAGUAGAGUAAGAUUACUCACUAUAUAGAAAGUUAAGGAUUAAAAUCCAAAAUAUGUUUUAGAAUUGUAGCUAACAUAAUAAAUUGGAUGGAUAACUGAAUAAAAGGAUAAUAAGCUUCUAUUGAUUGGAUUUAUGAUCAAAUAUUAGAACAAGCUAAAAGAUUUUAUAGGUAAAACCGAAGAAUUACAAAAGUAAUGAAAUAUGUAAAAGAGAUAGACUAAGAGAAUAGAUAAAGAAUAAAGUGACAUUUAAUAAGAUUGCCGACUUUUAUGAAGCUUAAUAUAAUCUUGGGAAAGGGAGUUCCGCAAAAGUAAUCCAAAUAAAAGAGAUAGGAAAGGAAUCAGCUAAGUUAGCAGCCAAAGCUAUAGAUAAAAAUUAUCUUUAGAAAAGUGAAUUUGGAAUGCAAGCAUUUUUUAAUGAAGUCGCAAUUCUAAAUUUUCUUAGUAAAUUAAACAGUAAUACACCAUUUAUAAAAUUAUAUGAAACUUUUGAGGGUGAUCACACAUAUUAUUUAAUAUUAGAUUUGAUGCGUGGAAGAACUUUGGCAGAAGAAAUAGAUUUUCUUAAAGUAUAUAUAUAUUUUUAAUUAUAUAGUAAAAGAGGGAAUUGCUUCCAAUAAAGUCAGUAAAAAUAAUUAUGUAACAAUUACUGGAAGGAGUAAAAAUUCUUCAUGAAAAUAAUAUAAUACAUAGAGAUUUAAAACCAGAUAAUAUUAUGUUCCGUGAAUAAGAUUCGUAUGAUACUCUUAUUAUAGUGGAUUUUGGAUUGUCUACUUUUACUGAUGUUUCAAAAUAUUAAUUUCCAAAAUGUGGAACACCUGGAUAUGUAGCACCUGAAAUUUUAAAUUUAAUUGAUAGAGAAUAAAAAUAUGAUAAAGUUUGUGAUAUUUUUAGUUGUGGAUGCAUUUUCUAUAAAUUAUUAUUUGGACAUAGUUUAUUUUUUGGUAAUACUUUUAAUGAAGUAUUGGCCUAAAAUAAAAAAUGUAAUUUUAUUCUAGAUGGACGUGAAAUGGAUAUCAUAUCAAUGGAUGUAUAGAUUUUAUUAAAAAAAAUGCUUGCAAAAAAUCCAGCUGAAAGAAUAACAGCUAAAUAAGCUUUAGAAUCUGAAUUUUUUAAGAAUUCUAUGACUCCAUCUACUUAAGAUAGUAUUUAAUAUUAAUUAUUUAAUCUUAGUACUUAAAACAUUUACAAUUAAUAAUACAAGUAAUAAAAAUAUAUUUUAACCUACUGCGGAUGUAUAAUUAUCUGAAGCUGACUCUCCUUUCUAACGAGUUUAAAAUAAAUAUAAAAAUUAAAUAGAAUUUGAUAUUGAUAUUUCGGAAAAUAAAUCUUCAACAAUUGAAAUUAAAUAAUUACCAAAAGUUAAGAAGCCUUCCUGUGGAAAAAUUGAAGAUUCUACUUUUAGAAGUUUUUACACCAAAGAUCCUUUAAGUAGCUAUAAAAAAUUAAAUGAUAGUAUUUUAUUGAACUUAAUUUAGAAUCUCUUAAAAAUGUGAAUGAAUCAUUAGAUACCAAAAUUAAUAAUUAAUCAUAGGUUGAUUAAAUGUAAAGAAUCUCGUUAUUUAAUAGAUAAAAAGAUAAUUGA
Molecule: messenger RNA, 1698 nt
Organism: Paramecium sonneborni
Lineage: Eukaryota; Ciliophora; Oligohymenophorea; Peniculida; Parameciidae
Source: the annotation of a GenBank genome assembly